Messenger RNA from Naumovozyma castellii, 768 nucleotides. RefSeq names its product mitochondrial 54S ribosomal protein uL10m (gene MRPL11). The coding region runs from base 1 to 768 and encodes 255 amino acids. The record is from RefSeq and is a predicted model, not a curated record. The transcript has a single exon. NCBI's taxonomy places the organism in Eukaryota, Fungi, Ascomycota, Saccharomycetes, Saccharomycetales, Saccharomycetaceae.
AUGUCCCUUUCCCUGUUGGUAUCCACUCGUCGUGUCGCUUCAGCACGUCUACCUCUCUCGGGAGUCAAAUCUCUAACUUACAGUUUCCCCUGGACAAGAUCAUAUGCUGCUGUCCAACAAUCAAGCACUGAUGGAUCAAAUAAUGCUUUGAAGAUCAGUAGGGAUAAACAGAAGCGUGUCACAGUGAAGCCGCUAACAUCUCGUAAGACGUACCUAGUCGACUCCUAUAAGAGCUUAAUGGAAUCAAACCCAUUGGUCGUCUUUGUCCAUUACAACAACCUACUGAAACGGGAGGACCAUUUAUUUAGAGAAAAGAUAAAGGAGACUGGUGGAACAAUGACCAAGUUGAGAAAUAGGUUAUUUCAAGUGUAUUUAAAGAAUUCCAAGCAAGAGGAUCCAUGUCGUCCGCUCUCGAGCAAAGAUAAAUAUAAAGAUCAUCCUCUUCUUCCCCUAUUCAAGGGUCCCACUGCGGCCAUUGCAUACAGUGAGACUACUCCGGCAAAUAUUGCUAAACUAUUUAAGCUGUUGGCUUCCGCACAGGAUAAAUUGUUCAUUCUUGGUGCUAAAGUAGAUAACGAAGCUUAUUCUCUACAACAGUUGAAUACGUUCAAGACUUUGCCCUCUAAGGAUCAAUUGCAUGCUCAAUUGGUGUCUAUGUUACAAGUACAAGGUGGUCUGGGCUUGACCCAAACUCUACAGCAAGCCUCGCAAUCCUUGUACUUGACUCUACAAUCACAUCAUGACAACAACAACAAACCAUCUCAAUAA